UAACGGGUACUAGGGAGUGCGAGAGGCGAGUCCUCUCAUGUUUCUCUGUAGGAACAAUCUACAUCAAACCGUGACGCCCCGAGCCUGGGUAAACCAAAAGCCUGGACCCCGACACGAAGAUUUACAUUAGAACCUCAACCGUCCCUAUCCAGAAAAUCCGUUGUUUGUUCGGAGCAAUCCAAAUGUGAGUGCUCCUGUUUUCUGGCAGACUUGACGUCAGUCUCGGUGGGUACGCUGGUUUAUGCAGUUGCUAAGGGAAGCUGGUCGGACUUAGUAAACAAAAGGUCAGUGGGACACAUGUAUUGGUUAUGAAUCUUGGGUGGAGCGCCUUGCAGCUUGACGUCUGUGACCUCGGGGAGCCCGUCGCGUUCGGCCUCCUCUGCAGCGCGGGGUGGGUGGGCCGGAGGGGCAGGGGGCCUGUGGUGGACGGGUGAAAACCUCCGCCAUUGCGCCGCCGAGCCGGAAGAGUCGCCCUCCUCGCCCCAGACGAUGUCCCCUGCCCACCCCAGUCCCCUGCCCCUCUGCCAUGGUGACAUGAGCCCCGGUGACGUCUCGAAGCCCGAUAUCAAGCCCCCCCUUUGGUCCUUCUCCUUAAAGACAGACGAAGCAGCAGAAGAAGAGCCCGUCGCCGGCACAGCCGCUGUGGUCGCGUGAGCAGCAGCUGCCCCCGAGAGGCGCUCGCGAGGACUUGGCGUCGAGCGGAGGGGCGAUGAUGCUGGCGUGCGGCCGGCUGCGGCGGCUCUACCGUCAGCUCACGCUGCAGACCAGCCUCCUCCUGCUCUUCCUCUUCUGCAUGGUCAGCGUGCUGGUGUCGGCCUACUUCCUGUACGGCGCCAAGCGCGAGCUGGAGCCGGCGGCCGGCGGGCCGAUGGCGGACGCCCUGGAGCCGGGCACCGACUGGGACGACCUGCGCGCCGCCACGCCGUCGGCCUCGUCGCGGCUGCUGCCCGCCCGCACCGCCCGGCCGGCGGACACGUCGCGCACCGACCCCGUGGUGCUGGUGUUCGUGGAGAGCCUCUACUCGCAGCUGGGCCAGGAGAUCGUGGCCAUCCUGGAGUCGGCGCGCUUCCGCUACCAGACGGAGAUCGCGCCGGGCAAAGGGGACAUGCCCACGCUGACGGACAAAAACCGGGGCCGCUUCACGCUGGUGAUCUACGAGAACAUCCUCAAGUACGUCAACCUGGACGCCUGGAACCGCGAGCUGCUGGACAAAUACUGCGUGGAGUACGGCGUGGGAAUCAUCGGCUUCUUCAAGGCCAACGAGAACAGUCUGCAGAGUGCGCAGUUGAAAGGCUUCCCGCUGUUCCUGCACUCCAACCUGGGCCUGCGCGACUGCAGCAUCAACCCCAAGUCGCCCUUGCUCUUCAUCACGAGAGCGCGCGAGGUGGAGCGCGGCCCGCUGCCCGGCGACGACUGGACCGUCUUCCAGUCCAACCACUCCACCUACGAGCCCGUGCUGCUGGCGCGCAGUCGGACCGCGGAGCUUGGCAUUCCCCCGGGGCUGGGCGCUGGAGGUGGUGGAGGUGGUGGCGGCGGCGGCGGCGGCGGCGGCGGAGGCCUACUUCACGCGGCCGUGGUGCAGGAUCUGGGCCUCCACGACGGCAUCCAGCGGGUGCUCUUCGGCAACAACCUCAACUUCUGGCUGCACAAGCUGGUGCUGGUGGACGCCGUGUCCUUCCUGACGGGCAAGCGACUGUCGCUCGGCCUGGAGCGCUACGUGCUGGUGGACAUCGACGACAUCUUUGUGGGCAAGGAAGGCACCCGCAUGAAGGUGUCUGAUGUUAAGGCGCUACUGGAAACCCAAAAUGAGCUGCGCUCCCACGUCCCCAACUUCACCUUUAACCUCGGCUUCUCAGGGAAGUUUUUCCACGCUGGUACUGAUGAGGAGGAUCUGGGAGACGACCUGCUUCUCUCCUACAGCAAAGAGUUCUGGUGGUUUCCUCACAUGUGGAGCCACAUGCAGCCUCAUCUCUUCCACAACCAGUCCGUGCUCGCCGAGCAGAUGCUGCUCAACCGCCGCUUUGCUGAGGAGCAUGGCAUCCCCACCAACAUGGGCUACGCGGUGGCGCCGCACCACUCCGGGGUCUACCCCAUCCACAUGCAGCUGUACGAGGCCUGGAAGAGGGUGUGGGGCAUCAAGGUGACCAGCACGGAGGAGUACCCCCACCUGAAGCCUGCCCGCUUCCGACGGGGGUUCGCUCACAGUGGCAUCAGCGUUUUGCCCCGGCAGACUUGUGGUCUCUUCACUCACACGAUCUUCUAUAACGAGUAUCCCGGAGGGCCCAAAGAACUGGAUAAACUCAUCAACGGAGGAGAGCUCUUCCUCACUGUUCUCCUAAACCCUAUCAGCAUCUUCAUGACCCACCUGUCCAACUACGGGAAUGACCGGCUAGGCCUGUACACCUUCAAGAACCUGGUGAAGUUUCUGGAGACCUGGACCAACCUGAAGCUCCAGACGCUGCCGCCGGUGCCCCUUGCCCAGCGCUAUUUCCAGAUCUUUCCUGAGGAGAGAGACCCUAUCUGGCAGGACCCCUGUGAGGACAAAAGGCACAAAGACAUUUGGUCAAAGGAGAAGACAUGUGACCGCUUCCCCAAGCUGCUCAUUAUCGGCCCACAGAAAACAGGCACUACGGCACUCUAUCUCUUCCUGGGGAUGCACCCUGACCUGACCAGUAACUACCCCAGCAAGGAGACCUUUGAGGAGAUCCAGUUCUUCAACGGGCGCAACUACCACAAAGGCAUCGACUGGUACAUGGAGUACUUCCCUCUCCCCUCCAACACCAGCUCGGACUUCUACUUCGAGAAGAGCGCCAACUACUUUGACUCGGAGGUGGCGGCGCGCCGGGCCGCGGCCCUGCUGCCCAAAGCCAAAGUCAUCACCAUCCUCAUCAACCCUGCGGACCGCGCCUACUCCUGGUACCAGCACCAGCGGGCACACGAUGACCCAGUUGCGCAGAGGUACACCUUCCAUGACGUCAUCACAGCUGGACACGACACGCCGGCCAGGCUGCAGGUGCUGCAGAACCGGUGCCUGGUGCCGGGCCUCUACGCAACCCAUCUGCAGCGCUGGCUCAGCCACUACCACCCCAGCCAGAUCCUGGUGUUGGACGGGCAGAUGCUCCGGACCGAGCCUGCGUCUGUCAUGGACAAGAUCCAGAAGUUCCUUGGGCUCACAAACCUCCUCAACUAUCACAAGAUCCUCGCGUUCGAUCCGAAGAAAGGGUUCUGGUGUCAGCUGAUGGACGGGGGAAAGACCAAAUGCCUGGGCAAGAGUAAAGGCCGCAGAUACCCGGACAUGGAUGCAGAUUCUCGUAACUUCCUGCGGGACCAGUACCGGGAGCCCAACAUCGAGCUGUCCAAGCUGCUCUACAAGAUGGGCCAGCCGCUGCCCAGCUGGCUCCGCGAGGAACUGCUCCACAUCAGGUAGCAAGAGCCCCGGCUGGCCACACCGCUCAGUGUGACCGCCCGCCACCCUCCCCCCGAGGACUCUCUGGCUUCGUGCGUAAAAGGGGCACGGCUACUGCUCACACUGCCCCCCAGAGGCAGGAAGACUGCAUCCGACCCCUCCCUUAACCCCCCCAUCUCCUUUGCUCGAAAAACCCCGCAGCCAGCGCCUCGUCGGCAGCCCAAGUCAGGUGGGCUGUUGAUGGGUGUCGGGGACGGGAGCUGGAUCGAGCCGCCUCAGUCCACCACCGAGGCCGUGAGGAGACAGUUUUGCGGCGACUGGCCUCAUGGUGGGCUGGGGUCGGGGAGGUUGCGCAUCACCAAGAGGACAAGAGAAAUGGACAUGGGGAGAGAGGAGGAGACCCUGCUUCGGAGCGCACGUGUACAGGAAGCUAUUUUUUAUGGCCGCUGGACAAGAAGGGUCUAGAGGGCCCACACAGAGGAAUGACGAAAACACUGGGGGGGGGGGACGAGAUACUUUCUUCCCCCCCCCCUUCGACGUGUCAAGAGUUCAUCUCCCAAUCUCUUUCCAUUUUGAGAGAGUUGUGCGCACAUAUACACUACUCCCCCCCCCACCCCCACCCACCUUCACGAUGAAAGAAAUCGUCAUUUGACUGAAAUUGUGCCAGUUUUUAAUGAACACGCUAGCCAAUUCUUCAAGACUUAAGUGCCAGGGUUGAACACUCAUGUCAGACCUUUAUUUUGUAACACCCCCCCCCCCCCCCCCCCCCUUCUCCCCCAUUCUUCCCAUCAACACUCAUUUAUCACUGCUGACCACAGGCUCAGGGUGGCAGCUUGGCCUCAUGUCGGAGGGGUGUGCGGCGCGAGAGAACUGGAGCGUGGUGUCGUCGAGUUAUUAGAUUGCUCACCACCACAUCUUCCGUACACAGGAAUUAAGCCCCCAGUCACAUAAUCUCUCUCCUCUCUCCAAGGGUACAGUGAGUGUACGGUAUAAUAUUCAACAGCCAGGGAAUGUAGACCAGCCAGAGUGCUCUGUUUGUAAGAGACAUAUCAGAGGAGCCCCUGCCGGCCCUCUUCCUCCAGUCUCCUCAUUCCUCCACUCUGUGGAUUGUCCCCUCAAUAAGAUCCAGUGGUUCUCCCAAUGGGUGGCUACAGAACACAAGCAAAAGACGACGAGGAGGACCUGGGUUGUGUCCACUCCCUGUAAGCAGAGCAGAGGAAAGAGGGCAGCCAUUUUGUUGAGUUGUCUGCCUGCGUCUGCUGCAGACUAAGACACACAUUUGUUUUGUUUUGUUUUUUUGGCUAAACUGUUUAGUGAGACUACAGGGGAUUUUUUUUUUUUUCAACAGGGAUGUUUUCUGGAGCAUGUCACCAUAGCUGACACCACACCUAACCUGAGUUCCCUCUAGAGGAUCAGAUCACUGGCAACGCCCCCCUUACACAUAUCUACACUAUCCACACGUAUCUACACACGUUCAUUCUGCAAAAACACCAAUAGGCAUACAGAAGUUAUGUACUCACACAGUACAACCCCCACACCCCCUACGCAACCUCCCCCCCAAAAAUGCAAGAGUUUGGAACGGGUUUAAACUUUGUCAGUAUAGUUCUCUCAAAUUCUCCUUUACUAUAACUUGCAACAUUGUAACAUUUGCACAAAGUUAUAUUGAUGCUGAGGCAUCAUUUUUGUUCAUUCUGUGUAACAUUGAUUAGUAUUUACAUUUUUUAAAGAUGGUGAACUGAUUAAAUGGUCAGCAAACACUAAGGUCUUUAGUGUUCACUAAGGUUUUUCCAAACCACAGAGCAGGCUGACACGUAAUGGCAUUUGGGGGUGAAAUGGCAAAAUUUGACUUUUAGUGUCUGUAUGUAAAUAAAAUUUUAUGGGAGUUUUUAAUGAAUGAUGCAUUGUGGUACUACAAAGAAAGAUAAGCUACACCCAUAUCAAAUGUGAAAAUCCCAAAUAUUAAUUCAAAGGUGUUGCGUUAUGGUCCAUAUCAUGUUUUGCUGCCUUAACUGAAUUAACCAAACUAGUUAUUUAAAUAAAAAAAAAAGACAACUGAAUCAUCAAUAUCACUUCAGUGGGAAGCCUUAAGAGGAGAUCUUUUUCAGUACAGUGUUGAAAUACGAAUGUGAAAAAUAAACUGGACUUCAAACUCUUGUUACUCAGCCUCCUGCUGUGUCCAGCUAUCUUUCAUUGGCACAGAGGCAGGUUCACAGGACCAGGUCUGACAUCGGACAGCCACCCGUCUGACAAGCAAUGUAUUAUAAUGUUUGUUAUUGCACCGACUCUGGUUUCAUUGUAUCUCUGGAACUUGGACCGCUGUAACCUUGUUACCACUUUGCAAUGACCGUUGGUUCAGCAAAUUUAAUUGUGCCGCAGUUUUCCAGGAAAGGCCCAUCCAUGAUGAGCACCACCCAAAGGUGAUCUAAUGGAAUGUCAGACUAUUGUUCUGUCAUUGUUGUGUAAUGCUCAACAAACUGCAAAUUAUAAGAUCCGGUGCAUUGCCUGAACUCCGACCCAAGGACUCAAACCAGUCGUUGCAAGUGAAGAAGGCUGCAGAGAGAAGAUUAACUAACAGAUCUUCAUAAUGUCAGUCUCACUAAAUGUAUGGAAAUGAAUAAACCAGAGCCCCGUUUUAGUUUUUUUUGUUUGACUUGACUUUUUUUUUUAACUGACUCUUCUGCUGUUUGAACUCUAGAAUUAAUGAGGAUGUCUUCUAGCGCAAUGCAAUACGAUCCUACCCUUUCCUGUGAAGCACAAGCACGUGGGAGCUGUGUUCAUGUGUUACACCCCACCACCAUCAGACCUAGUUUGCUGAAAAUGCACGGCAGCUUUUUGAGUCUCUCAGUCCACAGGAGAGCAGCCGGGCAGAGAAGAGAUUUUGUAUGCCCUUUGAACGUACACCCACGUGGUGAAGCUGGAGUCUUGGAGACCUGACAGCGAGAUUUGUUCCUUAUCUGUCUCCGUAGAAUGGCUUUUUUUUUUUUUUUUUUUUUUUUUUGCAUUUCAGCUGUGUCCCAUGUCAGUGGCAUGCAUUAUUCAUGAGCGCAGCUUGUGGUCCUACCAUGUUUCAAAGCAUCCAAUUAAAGAAGCCCUGUGCGUUCAGUGAAGACUUUGGAAAAAAAAAAAAAAAUGAGGGAAGGGUUUUAAUUGGAUUUCACCCUGUGUGAUGUUAAAGACUGUUAAUCCUCUCUGGAAGUGAUGGAAGCUGUGUGUAGGGGAAGCGUUGUGAUCGCAUGGUUUCUGCUGUUGCUUUCUCUUUUUUUGCUUUUUUCCUUAUCCAAGGUUGGAAUGUAAGCUGACAAUAUUUUCUCAUUUCUCCUGUUGCCGUGAAAACAGAUUCAAAACUGGCAGUUUGAAGUCCGCUAUUAAUUGGUUAUAUUUACAAAGUUAACUGUACAAGUCUUUAUUACACAUAUUCUUGUUUCACCUAUUGAAGAUGUUUUGAAGUUUUUUUUUCUUCGUUCACCAUGGAGAUGUGAUUAGCUGCAUAUCUUUUGUGAUUCGGCAAUGUCUUUGUUGGAAGGAUUUCAUCUUGGUUCCGCAUUUCAGGUUCAGCAUUUCUUUUGAAAUUUGUAUUAUCGGUUGUCUUUGAAGAGAGGAAACUGGCUAAUCCUAUUUAAGGUACUGAGUUAUGCACCUUACAUGGAACACUGUUUGGACUCCAAGUUGAACAUGCACUCGCCUACAAACCAGUGGUCAAGCUGCUCCCAUUUCAUUUUUUUCUCCCCACGUUUCCCAAAUAUGGCCAUGCUGACAAUGCAAUAGUAAACUGGUCACCUGCACCAAGCACAAAAUCCUUUGGUUGAGAGCAGGGGGAGAACGGGGGUUGAAUGGUUAUUUGUAUGCUCCAGCCGAAGGAAUCAUGUCGACAGAAUGCUAGUUGAUUAUCUUUUGGCCCCAGUCUAUUAUUGAAAGAUCCCAAUGAAUCUCACACUGCCAACAUUGUGCUUUCUGUAUGAUAAUGUAGGUUAUUAAUUAACAGUGAUCAUAAUGAAAUAACUGUAAGGAAAUAAUAAUAAUAAUAAUAAUAAUCACCUGGACUGUACAAUCAAACAUAUUGUUGUUAAUAUUUUUUAUUGUUGGUAGCUAAUAUUUUUGUGAUUAAUUUACAAAUAAAGAAACCACUGUCUUUUUA
Molecule: messenger RNA, 7541 nt
Organism: Sardina pilchardus (European sardine)
Lineage: Eukaryota; Metazoa; Chordata; Actinopteri; Clupeiformes; Clupeidae
Gene: ndst1b
Product: N-deacetylase/N-sulfotransferase (heparan glucosaminyl) 1b
Exons: 16
Coding region: 710-3427 (905 amino acids)
Cellular component (GO): Golgi apparatus
Molecular function (GO): heparan sulfate N-sulfotransferase activity; deacetylase activity
Source: RefSeq, a predicted model, not a curated record